AUGCGGCGCCAUCCUCGGAGUGCACUGGGGAGCUGGCCCUCUUCAGCUCUCCCUCGACCAUUUAUCCCAUCAUGCACCCCAUGGAGCAACGGCGUCAACGCGCGAUUCCAAAGCUCAAGCUCCGGCUCCGAUAAACCAUUCCCUUCCCCCGACGAAUCGAACGAACAUGUCCGCCGCCGUCGCCGCCGCUCAAGGAGAGAUCCGAAAUGUCAAAGGCUACCUCUCACUGUGGACUCACUUGGAAAGCCUGGAGAAAUUGUGGUUGUGCCGACAAAGCGACCUCCGAGCUUAAAGCAAAAAUUGCGGGAAAUGAAGAAGACGAAUACGGAGGAUGCGCAGAUGCAGAUGCAGACGGUCACACUGAGCUCAAUGCUGGAUGAUUUGGAGGAAGAAUACACCCCGUUGACUCAAAGCGCAAUUCACGAACGCAUUGAGAGUCACAAUGCCUCGAAAGACCUGAAUGCAAAAAUGACCGAGAGCGAAUGGGAGUCUGUACGAAACAGCCUUGCUUCGUCAUUCACCUACAUCCAAUUAUCGGAAUACAUCGAAGAAUAUGACCAACACCAGUCUCAGGGCGAGGGAAAUGCAGGAAGAUGGAGGCCUGGUAUAUCCGCUUUUCUGCACGCCAACCCGGAUCUACACACGGGAGUUACGAAACGGGUGGCUACAUCGCAAGAUUUGAAGGGCAAGGCUUUGCUGGCAGAGCGGAUCCUUCGUGAUUGCUGGCAAUUAUCGGUCGCCGAUGAGAUUGGCCAGUUGGACCUCCGUCUGUCGCCAGCUUUCAUCGCGUUGCUGCUCAACGCAAAGCACUUUUCCUUCGAUGAGGUGGCCACUAUGCACCAGUCUAGCAUUGACAUCACGAGCUCCCUUGGCUUGGUGAGGAUUACUGGCCGCCAGAAUCCUUGCGAGUCGAUGUGCGAAAUCAUCCUUGAUGCUAUCGCCAGAAUUCGAGAGGAUCCGACCGGUCUUGACGUCCUCGCAUCUCGCCCGGGCCUGAAUCAAAUAUACCCCCCACACUUGUUGGAAUGGAUCAGCAAGACCUAUGGUGUCGCUCUGGAGAAUGGUACCUCUCAAGUCCCAGAAAAGAUUCUGUACCUUGCAGAAAACAAAGAAGGUGCAGAUAAUGCGCGGAGGGUCCUCAAUCUCGCACUCCACGAAGUGACUCCUGCUUCAGUACCCUUCUCCACCUAUUUCCCUGCUUCGGAGACCGCAAAUGUGUACAACUACCAUCCAGAGGGCAGUGUUUCAUGGUUGGAUCAACAAAAACAAUGGUUCCGAUGGGCAAUGCCCUCGACACAGUCUACCGAGACUGAAAACAAUUCCACUCCUCUCUUUGAUGGUCAUCAGACUCGACUCUCAGACCAUUUGUUGAACCUUCUCCGCCAGAUACCUAUUCCAGCUUCGAGUCCGGGAAGCGGUUUGAAAGUGUACGAGUCCGUGACUGCUGCAGUGGGCCACUGUUUAUUCACACGGAAACCCUCACUUGAAAAUGCGACUAUCACCCCUUCGCAGCUGGGAAAGCUAUCUCUUCCAAGAACCUUCUCCACCGAUAUCCCUCGCAUCAUAAAUUUCCUGGCCUCCCUCCGGCCUAUCACCCCGGUGGUCGGAACGCAAGUUCACAACAUUCGAUUGACGCCGUCAUCUGCAUAUGCUAGCCUGGCCCCGACUCUUGAUGUCAAGAUUUCUUCCAAACUAGGCAAGACCCUGGGAAGUCCCGAAGACUCGUUCGACGUGCAAAGCAUCAAGUUUAUCCGUGGAUCAACCGCUGUCGAUUAUCUCUUGCCGGAGAACGGCCUCGACCUUCGGUUCACCCGCACAGUCUACAAUGAGCUUUCAGGAGAAGCACUCGAAGAAUCCGUGGAGAACCUCGAUCUCGUCAGGAGCAUCGAGUCCUCCCUGCGUAAUAUUGUUCAUUCUGACAUGACACCGGCCGAUUCAAGCUCAUUACCGGUAUUCUGUCAAAUCUCACUCCCCAGCAACCUCGCCCAGCCUGGAGCAUCAUCUAGUGACGCCCCCUCCUCAAUCACAGCGGAGUACAUGCUACCACCGAUUCAAAAUCUCCGUGGCUCUGCUAUCCAGCUCUACGAACUCGCCGACCGACAACUCAGCUACAGUUACUCUGAGACUGGGCCCUUCCUGCCCGCUCGUACCAUCGACGUAUCCCUCGACAUGCGCAUUCCCAACUCCCCAACGGAGGGUGUGGAGGCUGAUCAAUCUCAAUUCUCGCUGGAGUCGGAAUUCCAUUCCUUCUAUAACACGGCUUGUCGCAUGGCCUUUGAUAUCCAUGACUCGAAGUUGUUGGGUGUACAGGAUGGUCUUCUCGAACCGAGUCCCAUGUAUUAA
Penicillium cataractarum is the source of this 2343-nucleotide messenger RNA. Its product is annotated as putative respiratory complex assembly protein Rmp1. Bases 1 to 2343 code for a protein of 780 amino acids. The transcript has a single exon. The record is from RefSeq and is a predicted model, not a curated record. NCBI's taxonomy places the organism in Eukaryota, Fungi, Ascomycota, Eurotiomycetes, Eurotiales, Aspergillaceae.